Molecule: messenger RNA, 729 nt
Organism: Beauveria bassiana ARSEF 2860
Lineage: Eukaryota; Fungi; Ascomycota; Sordariomycetes; Hypocreales; Cordycipitaceae
Product: EB1-like domain-containing protein
Exons: 4
Coding region: 1-729 (242 amino acids)
Biological process (GO): regulation of microtubule polymerization or depolymerization; protein localization to microtubule plus-end; spindle assembly
Cellular component (GO): cytoplasmic microtubule; microtubule organizing center; spindle midzone
Molecular function (GO): microtubule plus-end binding
Source: RefSeq, a predicted model, not a curated record
AUGGGCGAAUCUCGGCAAGAACUCGUUCAGUGGUUGAAUAACCUGCUCCAGCUCAACAUCACCAAAGUCGAGCAAUGCGGCACCGGCGCUGCUCUCUGCCAAGUCUAUGACAGUAUAUACAUGGAUGUGCCUAUGCACAAGGUUAAGUUUAAUGUCAAUGGCGAAUACGCAUACGUUCAAAACUUCAAGGUCCUGCAAAACGCCUUCACAAAGCACCAGAUCGACAAGCCGAUCCCGAUCGAGCAGCUCGUCAAGUGCAAGAUGCAGGACAACCUCGAGUUCUUGCAGUGGACAAAGAAGUUUUGGGACCUCAACUUUCCCGAUCACGAAUAUGAUGCUGUCGCCCGCCGAAAGGGGGGAACACUCGCGACAGGAGGCCCAAAGGCAGCAGUAGCAUCCAGCGGUGGUGCCGCCAGAAGAGGCGGUACCACACCGAGCGCUCCCGGCCGUGCCGCCCCUAGAACGGCCGGCGCGCCUUCAGCCGCCCUCCAGCAAGAGAAUGCCACGCUGAAGGAGACUGUUGUGGGUCUCGAGCGCGAGCGCGACUUUUACUUUAGCAAGCUACGUGACAUCGAGCUACUCAUCCAGCAGGCCAUUGACGAGGAUCCUGAAAUCGACAAGCAGGAAGACGGGCUCGUGAAGCAGAUUCAAACCAUUCUGUACUCGACCGAGGAGGGCUUUGAAAUUCCUGAGGAGGGAGAGGCUGCAGAGGACCAGGAGACGUUUUGA